UGCUAUGAUCUUUGCACAGGAAUUGUAAAUGUUGUUGCAUUGACGGCGAGUGGUGUGUGAAUGUUGAAUUUUGAAGUGUGUUAUUAUAAACUGUUUAUUGAUAGCCUUAGCCUUAGGAGAUCACCUUCGGCAUGAUGUUUAAGAGAAAGCUUGCAGCUCUUGAGUAUCCAGUCAAGGAUUUUAACGUCAAUGAUGAAAGAGAGUGUCGGAGCCUGAUCCUGUGGCUGGAGGAUCAGAAAAUAAGACAUUACAAAAUAGAAGAUAGAAAGGGACUGAGAGAUGUGGACUCUCCAGAGUGGAACAAUUCCUUCUGUCAAUACUUGCAUGAUUUAGCAUGUCCAGUUCAGAGUGAAAAAAUGACAGAACAACUUGAAUGGCUGCUGAGCUUCUCUGUUAGAGUUGAAUAUGCUGACAAUGUUGACAAGUACAAGAAUCAAACUGCAGAAAAGGUUAAAAAGCCAGAACUCAGUGCUCCAAAAGUAAUAUCUUCAAAUCCCCUGGAUAACUUGGAUUUUGAAAGUCCGGACUUUAAAAAGGGUGUGAAUGCCUUAGCCCAAUUGCUGAAUGUUACUGCUCACCCGGACCACCUUAUAACACUAAAAGCUAUCAGUAAAGUUGUUUGUCAGCGACUGUCUGCAGAUGCAUUGGAAAAUCCACAGAGUGUAAUAGUAAAGGGAAAGCCAUUCCCAUUUCAAGAAGCUGAUCUUGGUUUUGACUUAGGAGAUUACGUACUGAACCAGGCUGCAAAAAUUUUGAGAUUACUAUACAUACAUGAUGUAAGAGAUCUUCAGACCAAAAUUAAUGAAUGUAUUGUUGCUGUACAGAGUAUUACUGCUAAUCCAAAGACUGACACCAAACUUGGAAAAGUUGGAAAAUAAUGUAAUUAAAUUCUUUUGUUUACAUUGUGUUUAUUCUUUGAUAUUAGAUAAAAUAAAUGUUACAGCAUAGUUCCGCA
Molecule: messenger RNA, 955 nt
Organism: Schistocerca piceifrons (Central American locust)
Lineage: Eukaryota; Metazoa; Arthropoda; Insecta; Orthoptera; Acrididae
Product: RNA transcription, translation and transport factor protein
Exons: 5
Coding region: 132-878 (248 amino acids)
Biological process (GO): tRNA splicing, via endonucleolytic cleavage and ligation
Cellular component (GO): tRNA-splicing ligase complex
Molecular function (GO): RNA binding
Source: RefSeq, a predicted model, not a curated record